Molecule: messenger RNA, 426 nt
Organism: Cryptococcus wingfieldii CBS 7118
Lineage: Eukaryota; Fungi; Basidiomycota; Tremellomycetes; Tremellales; Cryptococcaceae
Exons: 2
Coding region: 1-426 (141 amino acids)
Source: RefSeq, a predicted model, not a curated record
AUGGACCAUGCCAUUGAGCAAGACCUCAAGUUGGAAGAGCUCUUCGCCAACGAGAGACGACGAAACGAAGAAGCGCGGAAGAGAGCGCAAAUGCAAGCUUCCAACCCACCAUCACAACCGUCCACCAUCACAAUACCGGCCAACUGGAAGCUCCGCCUAACAGCCGCCCUCGCAUACCUCGCAGCAUUCCCAGCGGGACAUAGCUGGUCGUUCGAUAAGAACCGGGACUUUCUUCGAGGGAUGUAUGAAGAGGUCAAGGUGCUGUAUCUUUUGAGGGAGAGCGAUGCGCUGAAAAUUUCGGCGCUUGUGGCGAAUCUGGAGAUUGAGCUCAUGACAUUUGAGGGGAAUCCGGCGUGCGGAAGAAGGUGUGUGGAGGCGGUUGAGCUUGGGAUAAAACAUCUGAAGUGUAUCGUAAACUUUCAGUGA